Euleptes europaea (tarantolino) is the source of this 1662-nucleotide messenger RNA. RefSeq names its product glutamic--pyruvic transaminase 2 (gene GPT2). Lineage: Eukaryota; Metazoa; Chordata; Lepidosauria; Squamata; Sphaerodactylidae. The coding region runs from base 1 to 1653 and encodes 550 amino acids. Gene Ontology annotation, molecular function: pyridoxal phosphate binding; L-alanine:2-oxoglutarate transaminase activity. The transcript is spliced from 11 exons. The record is from RefSeq and is a predicted model, not a curated record. Gene Ontology annotation, biological process: biosynthetic process.
AUGCAUCGCUUUUCCGGGCUCGCCAAAGAAGCCUCGGCUCUCCCGGGCUGCAGGAGCGAAAGGCAAGAGGCGGCCGUGCGGCUCCUGGCUUCGCUGGCGAGCGGGACCCGGCCGCCGCGCGACCCCCGGCCGCCGGGCCGCGAGGGGCCGCGGGCGCGCUGGAGCAGCGCCGCCAAGGCCUCGGCCGUGAAGCUCCAGGAGAAGCCGACCCGGGAGAAGAUCCUCACGUUGGAGUCCAUGAACCCGCAGGUGAAGGCGGUGGAGUACGCGGUGCGGGGGCCCAUCGUGAUGAAGGCGGGCGAGAUCGAGAAGGAGCUGCGGAAGGGAAUCAAAAAGCCCUUCACCGAGGUUAUCAAGGCCAACAUUGGAGAUGCACAUGCAAUGGGACAGCAGCCAAUCACCUUUCUUCGUCAGGUGGUGGCACUUUGCACGUACCCAAACCUGUUGGAGAGCCCGAGCUUCCCCGAGGACUCGAAGAAAAGAGCAAGGCGGAUCUUGCAAGGAUGUGGUGGAAACAGUUUAGGGUCUUACAGCGCCAGCCAAGGGGUCAACUGUAUCAGAGAGGAUGUUGCGGGUUACAUCGAAAGACGCGACGGAGGGGUUCCUGCCGAUCCAGAUAACAUAUACCUGACAACAGGAGCCAGCGACGGCAUUGCGACUAUUCUAAAGAUCCUUGUCUCUGGAGGAGGAAAAUCCCGAACUGGAGUGAUGAUACCGAUCCCCCAGUACCCCUUGUAUUCAGCGGUCAUUUCCGAACUGGAUGCCGUUCAGGUGAACUAUUACCUCGACGAAGCGAACUGCUGGGCCCUCGAUGUGAAUGAGCUCCGUCGUUCUUUGGACGAGGCCAAAGCUUACUGCAACCCGAAUGUGCUGUGUAUCAUCAAUCCAGGAAACCCCACAGGUCAGGUGCAAAGCAGAAAAUGCAUUGAAGAUGUGAUCCACUUCGCUUGGGAAGAGAAGCUCUUUCUUCUGGCCGACGAGGUCUAUCAGGAUAACGUUUACUCGAAGAGUUGCCAGUUCAGCUCUUUCAAAAAGGUUCUUUACGAGAUGGGACCAGAUUACUACAAUAACGUGGAGCUAGCUUCCUUUCAUUCCACUUCCAAGGGCUACAUGGGCGAGUGUGGCUACCGAGGAGGGUACAUGGAGGUGAUCAACUUGCACCCGGAGAUCAAAGGGCAACUUGUCAAGCUCCUGUCGGUCCGUUUGUGCCCGCCGGUCUCAGGUCAAGCCGCCAUGGACAUUGUAGUGAACCCUCCGGUACCUGGGGAGGAAUCUUAUGCACAGUUCAUCAAGGAAAAGGAGUUUGUCUUGAACAACCUGGCGAGGAAAGCUAAACUCGCAGAAGACAUGUUUAAUCAAGUACCAGGGAUCCACUGCAAUCCACUUCAGGGAGCCAUGUAUGCUUUCCCACGGAUCUUUAUCCCAGCCAAGGCCAUUGAGGCUGCAAAGGUUCACAAAAUGGCUCCUGACAUGUUCUACUGUAUGAAACUUCUGGAAGAAACAGGGAUCUGUGUGGUUCCUGGCAGUGGGUUUGGCCAGAGAGAAGGAACAUACCACUUCAGGAUGACCAUCCUCCCUCCUGUCGACAAGCUAAAGAUCCUGUUGGAGAAAGUGAAAGCUUUUCAUAUAAAGUUCCUUGAGGAAUAUUCUUAAGCAAAACAG